Molecule: messenger RNA, 1271 nt
Organism: Coregonus clupeaformis (lake whitefish)
Lineage: Eukaryota; Metazoa; Chordata; Actinopteri; Salmoniformes; Salmonidae
Gene: pdgfrl
Product: platelet-derived growth factor receptor-like
Exons: 4
Coding region: 90-587 (165 amino acids)
Source: RefSeq, a predicted model, not a curated record
CGUGAGCCUCAGCCCUAGGAACAACAUAGAGCUGCGUUAUAAAGACAGUAACAUCGGCUGGUCCUACCCUACCUACCGGGACACCUUCAAUGACUCCCGACUCAGGGAUGUACAGCUGCUGGGUCACACUUUGUGACGGAUCGGAGUGUCUCAAAGACCCCGACCGCACCUCCAGGACUUCCAACUACUUCACAGACAAGGAUGAUGUCUUCGUCCCCUCCGCCAUCCACUUUGAGAUUGUCUACCUGCAUCCGGACAGGACUGCUGUUAUCCCAUGUCGUGUGACCAGUCCGCUGGACAAGGUGUUCCUGCACAGAGAGGUCCCCCCAGAGGAGAUGGAAGUGGAUGAGACGCUGGUCUCCUACGACCCAACCAAGGACUUCAUCCUCCAGAAACCAAGGCCAUCCCACAGAUCUCCACAAAGUCCCAGCUGUUUUACGUGGAGACUUGUGAGACACACCACCCGCAUCUUCCAGAGCGUCAUGGCCGUCGAUGACCUGGAGACCAUCGACUUUGGAAGAUACAUCUGCAGAGCCAAGAAGCAGCACGGGGAGAUCGCAGUGGCCACCACCGUCCACUCUAACUAGCUAGACAGCAAGAGAGAACACUUAGAACCUGUAUAGGAUCAUUCCACUUCAGGGGCUACUUCACAUUAGGCCUCUUGCAGCUUGAGUAGAUUUCAUCUAUGUUUGCCACUUUGCUGAGGUUGAUUGACCAAUAAGGCUAGCACAGGGAUUAUACUAGUUGAGCUAUUAGAAAACCACAGUGUCAGUUUGACUAGCUCUGUUAUCCAGUCAAAAUCUGAAUGUAAAUAUCAAUUUAGAAAUCUGAAUGUAUCCAGCUUAUGUAGAUGCACAUUUACUCAAUGUGUCGGAGGACAUUAUUAAAGAUUUGUCCAUAACUUUACCUCCUCUACAAUGUAUUUAUGGUGAAACUCUUAUUGGUAGGACAGAUGGAUCUGUAUCCCCACACACCUUUCCCUUCUGCGGGGAAAGACAUUUUACAAUGAAACAAUAUUGGAUGCUUUGUUGGGGGAUUUGUCUAAAAGGAAGACCAUCAUGUGAGAGAAGCCUCUGCUCCCUCUGUCUGGUGUGAAGGGGAAUCAAAUAGAAACAGUGUGCCCUGCCUCACUCCUAAUGGGCUCCGUAUGUGGAAUGUGAAACGCAGGCCCAGAUCUUAUUUUGGUCCAGUGUAACACACUGACUGCAUUUCCCACCUCUCUCUCAACAGAAACGCACUAGGCAGUUUAUAUAUAUAUUUUUUCCUCUUUU